AUGGCAGCGCCUUUCCAAUUCAAUUUCGCGCCAUCACAAAACAAAUCGACCACCCAACCAGCCUUUACUUUCUCUCAAGUACAACAGCCUGCCGCUUCACAGCAGCCACAGCAGCAAACAUCUACGAACAUCUCUUCCACGGCGAUCGACCUCGAACACCUCCGACCCACCACGAAAUACGACGCAGCACAUCCAGAUAUUCAGCGAGUGAUUGAAGGCUUAGAUACUGCGAUCCUCAACCAGAUACAACUCGCAGGCCAGAUACCAGACAUAAUACGGAAGCUGGAAGAGCUCGGGCAGAAUCUGCCUGCCGGAUUGGAUCUGGUGUCCGCCCAGCUCGAGCACCUGACAAACGGUCUCGAGAACGAUGCCGAAGCGGUCGUGGCUGUUAGAGACGGCACGCUGAAGAAGGGAGAAGGCGAAGCAAAAUGCGUGUUCCGCGCAGUGGACAGACUGAAAGUACCGCGGCAGUAUCAAGUGGGUCACAAGCAGAAUGAGAGCAUCAAUGGAGGAGUGUAUGGCGGGAGCGGACUCAGCGGGUGGUGGAACAAUCCGCAGACACUGAAGUCGAGCACGAAGGCAGACACGAAAGGAGAGACGAUGCAGUUACCGGGCGAGGAUGUUGAUGACAGUGGGCCGAAAAAUCUGGUGGAAAUGUUCAAUAACCGGGCGGGCGAGAUGGCGGGGCUAAUGAGUAGCAAUCGCGAGCUGUUGGCGGAGAUCGAAGACUUCGUGGGUGGACUGGAAGACAAGAUCCGGAGUAAGGAGAGACAAUUGAACGACAGGAUGAAUCUGGGUGUUGAGAAUGGUCAGAAUGUGGGCGAGACAGAGCAUCAAUUACAGCUGCUCAAGUACGUCUUUGGGGAGGUCGAUCGAGGCAUGUACGAAGUCGCCGGCAAGGUUGGUGCUGCGAGAGACGACGUUCUGGAGCUUGGGAGGUCUAGGAUAUGA
Cyphellophora attinorum is the source of this 951-nucleotide messenger RNA. RefSeq lists its product as uncharacterized. NCBI's taxonomy places the organism in Eukaryota, Fungi, Ascomycota, Eurotiomycetes, Chaetothyriales, Cyphellophoraceae. Bases 1 to 951 code for a protein of 316 amino acids. The record is from RefSeq and is a predicted model, not a curated record. The transcript is spliced from 2 exons.